AUGCAGAGGGACAACCUGACCUGGGUGAGUGAGUUCAUCCUCACAGGCCUCUCCAAGGACAAGCAGAUGCAGGCGGGCCUCUUUGUCCUCUUUGGGGCCGCCUACCUGCUGACCCUUGUGGGCAACGGCCUCAUCGUCCUCCUCAUCGCAGUGGAUGCCCGCCUGCACCUGCCUAUGUACUUCUUCCUCGGCCACCUGUCGCUGGUGGACAUCUGCUACACUUCCAGCGGGGUACCCCAGAUGCUGGCCCACUUCCUGCUGGACCAGAAGACCAUCUCCUUCCGCCGCUGUGGGAUCCAGCUCUUCUUCUCACUGGGGCUGGGGGGCACCGAGUUCCUGCUGCUGGCGGCCAUGGCUUAUGACCGCUACGUGGCCGUGUGCGACCCCCUGCACUAUGUGGUGACCUUGACCCCCGGGCGCUGUGCAGCUCUGGCAGGGGCAUCCUGGUCAGUGGGCCUGGCCAAUUCCGCCGUGGAGACGUGGGUCACCAUGCGGCUGCCCACCUGUGGGCGCAGGGUGUUGAACCACGUGGCCUGCGAGACGCUGGCGCUGGUACGGCUGGCCUGCGUGGACAUCAGCCUCAACCAGGUUGUGAUCGUGGUGUCCAGUGUGGUGGUGCUGCUGGUGCCCUGUGGCAUGGUGGCACUGUCUUAUGCCCACAUUGUGGCGGCCAUACUGCGCAUCCGCUCCCGCGGGGGCCGCCGCAAAGCCUUUGGCACCUGCGCCUCGCACCUGGUGGUGGUGUCCAUGGCGUACGGGAUGGCGCUAGUCACCUACCUGCAGCCGCGAGCCACCGCCUCGGCCGAGCAGGACAAGGUGGUGGUGCUCUUCUAUGCCGUGGUCACCCCCAUGCUGAACCCCCUCAUCUACAGCCUGCGGAACAAGGACAUGAAGGCAGCCCUGACCCGCCUGCUGGGGAGCAGCCCUGGCCCCUGA
This is a messenger RNA of Erinaceus europaeus (western European hedgehog), 936 nucleotides long. RefSeq names its product olfactory receptor 2F1-like. Lineage: Eukaryota; Metazoa; Chordata; Mammalia; Eulipotyphla; Erinaceidae. Gene Ontology annotation, biological process: G protein-coupled receptor signaling pathway. Gene Ontology annotation, cellular component: membrane. The record is from RefSeq and is a predicted model, not a curated record. The transcript has a single exon. The coding region runs from base 1 to 936 and encodes 311 amino acids. Gene Ontology annotation, molecular function: G protein-coupled receptor activity; olfactory receptor activity.